This is a messenger RNA of Peronospora belbahrii, 588 nucleotides long. NCBI's taxonomy places the organism in Eukaryota, Oomycota, Peronosporomycetes, Peronosporales, Peronosporaceae. The record is from the annotation of a GenBank genome assembly.
AUGACUAUCACGUGGCUUACGGCCAUUAAUAACCAUGGAAAAUUUAUUUGCUCUAUAAAUGCUACACGACAUACAGCCAAUUUUAUUAAUCAGACAGGUGCGCUCUUUGUGCUGAACGUUCCCGUCCGAGGGAUGGAAGAGCUUGUCUUGGCUAUAGGAAGUUGCACUGGAGCUAACGUGGAAAGGUUUGAGCAAUUUGACAUUGCAGUCUGUGCUCCAGGAGGUGGAGAGCUUGACGAGAUAUUAUUGAAUGCAGAUAAAGUGCAGAUAAAAAAAACAAAAUUGUCGAAGAAAGAAAUAGCGCGACAGGAACGCUGCCAUGCAAUGCGCCACAGCAUUGCGCUACGUGACUGCGUUGCUCACAUGCUGUGUCGAGUGGAAAGCGUGACGGAAGACGAUGGGCAUCUACUGCUUCGGUGUUUGCAGCUUGCUGGGUGGGCUCGACAAGCGUACUGGGACGGAUACAACUUCAUUCCGCAAGAUAUGACGGCUGUAGAGCCGUACCUUACGUUCCUUGGGAGCAAAGUUUUUGGCUGUGUAGUACCCGUAGACUUUAAUCCGACACAAAAAAGAUUGGAAGAUGCGUAA